AUGAGCCUCGUUCUAUCCCCGUCAAAGCUGGUGCUUUUGGCGGUUCACCUAGCUAUCCAUGCCGACGUUGACAGCUUGGCCUUUCUCACCUCCCGACACGCCGCGGUGUUGCGCAAGGAGCUCAUACUGCGAAUACUUCUGACUUACCUUCCCGAGACGGUCCAAUCCAGCGACUAUGUAUCCUUUCUAGAAGAACUCGCGAACGGCGAGUUCGCUGACCGUGAAGUUGGUAACAUCGACUACGCCAUCGUAGAGAACCUUUCAGAUGAGGAUGCUGCGAAGAAAGUUCGGAGGCUCCACUUGUUGCCUCUUGUAUGGAAGGAUGCACCAGUUGAUACAGACGACGACUCGGUGGCUCUUUUUCUGCUCUGUCGUGCUCACCGUGUUGACGAACAAGCUGGGCUGCUCACUCAACUGCCCGAGUUGCUCGGUCCUUUUCUACAAUACGCUCCUGGGAUCCGCAUCUGGAUGGUCUCGACCCUGCUGCCGUUAUUGCGGAGGAAUUACGAGUACUACCCGGCGGACAGCAUACCGUACACCCUGGCCGAGUUCCAAAAUCUCACUGAUGGGGCCGCCGUCGGUGCUCUUCUUUCCCAGACGGGGGUACGGCAGGAGGACUAUGGUUUCAUCGGGAGAGAUCUGAGAGGAAUGCUCGUGCCUUGGCUGCACGACAACGCCCGGUGGAAACGGAGCGAGGAAGGUGACUCUUCCGUGGAGACUGUGUCUAGCCCGGGAUGGGAGCGUUUUCUCGAAUGGCUCCUGGCGCAGAGCUCCAACUCCUGGAGAGUGGCUGUCGCUGCAGUGGAGCAGUGGGGAGGUGCCGUUGAUGUCGAUCUCGGGGACUAUGAUGUUGUUUGGAUCAGUGAACAGCAACAACAAUAUCUAGACCAGCGGUAUGCUCGGGCGAUCAUGGCUGGUGCAUAUCUGGUCCCCGAGGCCACGAUUGAAGCGCUCGAGGGCGCUCACCAGAUGUUGAGAAAGGUCAUGGACUUGUUAGGUCAGGAUGACAUGUUGUCCUUGCGCGAGGGAGCAGAUACUUUGUCUGCUGUUGCUCACUUGGAGGGUGAUGGGAUUCUGUCUCACAAGAAUACGGCGUUCAUGCGAGACGAUCUACUCAAGCAGUCAAACCCUCUCACUACUCCUUCAAAGAAGUCAACUCAUCUGCUUCACGCUCUAAUACUCAGCGCGUUCGUCCUAACCCGGGCCGGACUACCUUGUACAAUCAAGAGGGUCGGGGAUUUGGCGUUCAUUCAGGACGAACGAGAUCAGAAGGCUGAAGUUGUUAAACUGAUUCACGCUAUCGCGGAAAGGGCUCCCAAAAAUGGCGAGAACUUCUGGAUCAAGGCACGAGACGAAAUACUCUGGCUCCGGAAUUGGGGCAUCACCUCCUUGCCGAACGGCCAGGUGAUGGGAGUAUUUGCUAAGGUUAAGCCGGAGGUCAUUGAAACCGAAAUCUUGAAGUCACUACUGUCUAGUGCGUGGUAUUCACUCGCAAAGUCUCUAUACGAAGAUGCUGGCGUGAAGCCGCUGUCGGCACAAAUCGUUCAAGAGAUUAUCGUUGCUGCUGCUCUCAACGCAUACGACAACGCAUCUAAUCCGAAUCGCACCAGGGGCGGCCUCAAGAAGUGCGACGAUAUUAUCAACGCCUUCCCUGAAACCAUCACCAGCUCACUUCCCGAGCGACGCCGAAUUGACGCUUUGCUUAAGGCAACGCACGCCCUAAGCGAUUACCGACUGGUGCUGAGGCAAGGCGAGCCCUUCAGUCCAGUCGUUCUGCGCGUCCACUCAGACCCCGUCUCCAUCAUCGGCAAGGUCCUGGAACAGAACCCCAAGAGCUACACACGCAUUCAUGACCUUUCGGAAGUAGGUUCCAACAUGGUCCGUGCAGGACUUCUGGAUCGAAACAAAGGGGCAGUCGCCGCCCAGGUUAUGGAAGACGAAGAGGCCUACGUUGGUACCGCCGAGAAGCGCAUCACGGCCAUGUGCAUAGAGGCGGCCCUUAAGGAGGACGACUUCGAGACCGCCUACUCGUACGUUGUCAAUCGGCUCAGCGGGCAGGUCGAUCAUUCAAGUACAGCUUCUACGGUGAAGAUCGACGACGAUUGGUCAUGGAGGGCCGCGCUGCAGGCGGGACAAUAUAUAAGAACGGCACGAACGGUGCGCCCGACACACUUGGGUAACGCCAGCGGGAACCCCGAUAUUCGGCACCUGGAACAGCGCAUUGACUGUCUCGCCACGGCCUUGCGUAUUGCUCCGCCGUCACAGUUGCAGGAGAUCCUUAAGACGUUCCGGCGGUGCGAAGAGCAGCUCGACUCGGCGCUCAAGGAAGAGGCUGCUCAGGAAGCUGACCUCGACGCCGUCGCUGCCAACCUCCACUCGGGUAUGCCCGGUGGCUUUGACGCGGCCCCCACGACAGCCCGACCUCAAAAGCCAUUGGAUCCUCGGCAGACCCGUUCGUCAGCGGGCACGAGCAAGGCCGGCGACGACGCGCCGAUGUCGUUGUUCGACUUGUCCCGCGCCACGGCCCGCGCGGCCUCACGUAACUUUGCGGCUCUUUCCUCGCUGCAGCAGUCUGCCGGCGGUAAGGCUCCAGCUCCCGCUCCCGCUUCGGCGGCGUCAUUGGCUGGCAGCGAUGGGGAUCUUCACGACGACCAUCCUAGAGCAAGGAAGCGUGACCAGCUUCGUGAGGCUGCAAUGGGAACAUUGACAUCGGGCGUGGGCUGGCUGAUUGGUGCGCCUGCGUCUAAUUCGCAGCAGGCGUCCAGAGAUGACUGA
This is a messenger RNA of Colletotrichum spaethianum, 2775 nucleotides long. Its product is annotated as protein transport protein SEC39. Gene Ontology annotation, biological process: retrograde vesicle-mediated transport, Golgi to endoplasmic reticulum. The coding region runs from base 1 to 2775 and encodes 924 amino acids. The record is from RefSeq and is a predicted model, not a curated record. The transcript is spliced from 3 exons. Lineage: Eukaryota; Fungi; Ascomycota; Sordariomycetes; Glomerellales; Glomerellaceae.